CCGUAGAUAGAUGUAAACAGGAAGUGACGCAACAUAUGCUGUAACUGCUAACGCGUUUGUCUUUUUAUGAUGUUGUUUUGUAAAUUUGACAUAUUUAGAGAAGACCAGCACUGUUUCUGUACGACUUUUGAAGCGCUAAACAUGCGCAGCAGAUAGUUAGCAGUUAUUUUUGGAGUCAUGGCCGCUAAAAGAGAGAAAAGCUUUCAGUUCGUGGUGAUUGGAGGCGGCAUCGCCGGCGUGACAUGCGUGGAGGAGCUUUUCACGCAGGUUCCGUCCGCAGACGUGGCUCUGGUCACAGCAGGUCCCCACAUAAAAGCCGUGACGAACUUUAGACAGGUGUCAAGAACCGUGGAGGAGUUUGAUGUGGAGGAGCGACCGUCCCGCGUGCUGCAGGAGAAGUUCCCCGCCCUCACCGUCAUCCAUUCAGCCGUUAAGGCCCUUCACGCGCGGGACCACUCUGUUGAAACUGAAGACGGUGGAGUGUUUGGUUAUGAGAAGCUGUGCAUCUGCAGUGGAGGAAGACCAAAGCUUCUGAUCCAGGACAACCCGUAUGUGGUGGGAAUACGGGACACAGACAGUGCCCAGGAGUUUCAGAAGCGUUUAUCUAAAGCCAGGAGAAUUGUUGUGGUUGGAAACGGAGGCAUCGCCUUGGAGCUGGUGUAUGAGGUGGAGGGCUGUGAGGUGAUUUGGGCGGUGAAGGACAAAGCCGUUGGAAACACCUUCUUCGAUGCAGGAGCGGCGCAGUUCCUCAUCCCAUCACUAGAGGCCGCCAAACCACAGGAAGCUGCUCUCUGCAAGAGGCCCCGCUACACCACAGAGGAGCCUGGGGGGGUGCAGACCUUCACAGCAGACAGAAAUUCCCACAAACAUGGCGGUUGGACAAACCCCGGCAGCGCUCUGGGUCCAGACUGGCAUCAAGGAAUAGUUCUCCGAGGAGCAGAGCAGGUGACCCGCAGAGUUUCCGUGGAAUACCAGUGCGAGGUGGAAAAGAUCUGCACCCCCGAGGAGCUGCUCCCUUCUGCAGAGCAAACACUGAAACCGGACACUGUGGGAUCCUGGCCAGUUUACAUCCAGCUGACCAACGGAAAGGCGUUUGGCUGUGAUGUCAUCGUCAGCGCCAUCGGCGUUGUCCCAAAUACCCACCCUUUUCUACCUGGCAACUCUUUUGCACUGGCAGAAGAUGGCGGUCUGCAGGUGAACGACCACAUGCUGACAUCAGAGCCAGACGUUUAUGCUGCAGGAGACGUGUGCACGGCAUGCUGGGAAGCCAGCCCUCUGUGGCAUCAGAUGCGUUUGUGGACGCAGGCCCGUCAGAUGGGCUGCUACGCCGCUCGCUGCAUGGCGGCUGGCGUCCUCUCUAAAGCCGUUGAGCUGGAUUUCUGCUUCGAGCUCUUCUCGCACCAAACCAGGUUUUUCAACUACAAGGUGGUUCUGCUGGGGAAGUUUAACGCUCAGGGGCUGGGCUCCGAUCACGAGCUGCUGGUCAGAUGCACCAAAGGCCGGGAGUACGUCAAGGUGGUCCUGAGUGGAGGGAGGAUGGUGGGAGCAGUUCUCAUCGGGGAAACAGACCUAGAAGAGACUUUUGAAAACCUGAUCCUCAACCAGAUGGACCUGACUCCAUACGGAGAGGAGCUGCUCAACCCCAACAUUGAUAUCGAGGAUUAUUUUGACUGAGCUCCGCCCAAAACCCCAGGAUCCACAGGGAUCACAUGGUGGGUUCUGUGAGAAAUAAUGGAUGAGAGGUUGUCCUCGUUUAUAUCUUUGUAAAAUUCAAAUUAUUUUUUAGAAGGAAUCAUUUAUAAUGUGUUUCUUGAACUACUAUUACCUGUUUUACAUCAAAGUGGGCUAAAAACAUACAGAUUCCACAGCUGUACACUUCACUGCUGCUGCUUACUUAUGAUUGUUUUUAUGCAAAGGUUUGACUCAUAUUAUAUUCAAACUUAGUAAGAUAAAAUCAAAACAAUCCUGUGUUUCCAUGCUGUGUAAAUUAAAACCUCAUGUAGGUGAGAAAUCAUCAUCAUCAGCAUAGAGUAGGACUGAAAUGUAAAAAAGUUGCUGCUAAACAUGGAAACUUCUUGACUCAAACUGUUAAAUUUGGUUUAUGAGUUUGUUUCUAGGAUGAAAGCAAAGAAAAAGAAGACAAAAGUAUGUCAAUACCUCCAAUCUGUUUUAGAUGUUAAUUCAUAAAGCGUUUGGAAAAUAAAGCAAUAAAGUGGCCAUCA
This is a messenger RNA of Oryzias latipes (Japanese medaka), 2222 nucleotides long. It is a transcript of the gene pyroxd1, whose product is annotated as pyridine nucleotide-disulphide oxidoreductase domain 1. Gene Ontology annotation, molecular function: oxidoreductase activity. NCBI's taxonomy places the organism in Eukaryota, Metazoa, Chordata, Actinopteri, Beloniformes, Adrianichthyidae. The record is from RefSeq and is a predicted model, not a curated record.